AAGCCAAGCGACAUAGAACUGUUACUGUACCAGAGCUUGAGCUAGCACUCAAGGAAUUCAUAUUAAUCUAUCAACACCGCACUAUUUUAAGUGAUGCCAUAAUGAUCGAAAAAGCAAAAUUGUUAGCGGAUGAACUUGGACUUUAUGAAGAAGCAGGUUCUGUUGAUGAGGAUGUUAUUACUGAAUCCCUACCUUUAUUGCAAACGACUCGACGAAUUGCAGGGUGCAAAAAAAAUAAGGAACGUAUUUCUGUGGCGUUAUAUGCGAAUGCCAAUGGAUCCUAUAAGUUGGCUCCUCUUAUAAUUGGCAAAUAUGCCAAACCCCAAUUGGCUUCAGGAUUUCGACCACCAAAUGUUGCAAAAGCAUUCGGGCCAGCAUAUGUACAUUUUUUAUCCAAAAAUACAACUUCUAGAAUACAACCCAUAGACGCAGGAAUUAUCAUGGCUUUUAAAAGAGCCUAUCAUCGUUUUCAUCUCCAAUGGAUGUUGGAGCAAGUUGAAGCAGAUAAUCUUGUUCAGGAUUUGAAAAUGGAUGUUUUACAAGCAAUCUUUGCAAAUCUUUCAGAUGAUCUUCAUAAAGCUGGCGAUUCAAGGCUUGAAGGUCUUAUUAGGUCACUGGAUACUCUCUGUCUUUCAAAUGUGAUAGAAAUUGAUGAAUUCUUAAAUUUUAAUGGUGAAGAGAUUGUUUACGAAGUCCUCCCAGAGGAUCAAAUCAUUAAGGAGCUGGCUUAUGUGUUUAGAAAUGAUGAAAGUGUUGAAGUUAUAGAUGAAGGAAAUACUGAGGUAAUAGAUGAAGAGGAAGAUGAUAGUAUAGAACCUGCAAUUGUUAGUGGUAACUCGGCAUUGAAUAGCUUAGAAAAUGUUCAGAUGUUUUUACUUCAGCAGGAAGACUCGGGUGAUCAAUUAAAAUCAAUUAAUUUUCUUGAGAAAUUUAUUAGAAGAAUGAUGUCAAGUUCUGCUCAGCAAACUCGCAUAGAUGAAUAUUUUAAGACAUAA
Messenger RNA from Cetraspora pellucida, 995 nucleotides. The record is from the annotation of a GenBank genome assembly. NCBI's taxonomy places the organism in Eukaryota, Fungi, Glomeromycota, Glomeromycetes, Diversisporales, Gigasporaceae.